AUGAAAAGUAGGAUUUGGUCAGAGUCUCGAGUCUACACAGACGUAAACAAGAGGAAGCCCGCUGAAUAUUGGGAUUAUGAGAAUACAACCGUGGAAUGGUCUACAAAUAAUAAGGACUAUGAAAUAGAAGUUAAAGUGGGGCGUGGGAAAUAUUCAGAAGUAUUUCAAGGUGUUAAGUUAAAUGACAGGUCACCCAUCGUGAUAAAAAUGUUGAAACCAGUAAAGAAGAAGAAGAUUAAAAGAGAAAUUUCCAUCUUGACAAAUUUAUCUAAUGAAAAGACCCCACCAACUACCUUACCAUUUGAUGUUGAUUUAUAUUAUACCAAUAAGAAAGAAUCAGUGUUGAAAUUCAAAGCAGAUUAUCUAUACGAUUUACCUCAUGAUGGUCAUAAGAAUAUUAUUCAAUUAUUUGACAUAAUCAAAGAUCCAAUUUCUAAAACACCUGCUUUAGUGUUCGAACAUGUUGAUAACAUCGACUUCCGUGUACUUUAUCCAAAGUUAACAGAUAUGGAUAUUAGGUAUUAUAUGUUUGAAUUACUAAAGGCAUUAGACUAUUGCCAUUCUAUGGGUAUAAUGCACAGAGAUGUCAAACCACACAAUGUGAUGAUUGAUCAUAAGAAUAAGAAAUUAAGGUUAAUUGAUUGGGGUUUGGCAGAAUUCUAUCAUGCUAAUAUGGAAUAUAACGUUCGUGUCGCAUCAAGAUUUUUUAAGGGACCUGAAUUACUAGUGGACUACAGGAUGUAUGAUUAUUCUCUAGAUUUAUGGUCAUUCGGUACUAUGCUUGCAUCCAUGGUUUUCCAAAAAGAGCCAUUCUUUCAUGGAACAAGCAAUACAGAUCAGCUAGUGAAGAUCGUAAGAGUACUGGGCAGUGAAGACUUCGAAAAAUAUUUGACUAAAUAUGAAAUUACAUUACCAAGAGAAUUUCAUGAUAUGGAUCAAUACAUAAGAAGACCAUGGUACAGAUUCAUUAACGACGCCAAUAGACAUUUAUGUGAUAACGAAGAUAUAAUUGAUUUGAUCGAUAAUCUGUUGAAAUAUGAUCACCAGGAAAGACUAACGGCAAAGGAGGCUAUGGGUCAUCCAUGGUUUGAACCUAUUAGAAAUGCUUAA
Molecule: messenger RNA, 1110 nt
Organism: Naumovozyma castellii
Lineage: Eukaryota; Fungi; Ascomycota; Saccharomycetes; Saccharomycetales; Saccharomycetaceae
Gene: CKA1
Product: casein kinase 2 catalytic subunit CKA1
Exons: 1
Coding region: 1-1110 (369 amino acids)
Source: RefSeq, a predicted model, not a curated record